Messenger RNA from Anoplopoma fimbria (sablefish), 348 nucleotides. RefSeq names its product cdkn1a interacting zinc finger protein 1b (gene ciz1b). Bases 22 to 348 code for a protein of 108 amino acids. The transcript is spliced from 5 exons. The record is from RefSeq and is a predicted model, not a curated record. NCBI's taxonomy places the organism in Eukaryota, Metazoa, Chordata, Actinopteri, Perciformes, Anoplopomatidae. Gene Ontology annotation, cellular component: nucleus.
GUUCAGGUGUUUCAGGAACACAUGACUGGAUCAGAACACCUGAGGAAACUGAAGGAGAUGACACACGCCAUCCGCCUCAACACACACACACUGCAGGAUAGGGGGCGUCGGCCUGGCGCUCAGCGUUGGUGUGACACCUGUCAGACUCACUUCAGCGAUGACAUCAUCAUCCAUCGACGGACGAAACAACACAAGAUGUGCAAACAGCUGAGUCGUCCGUUCUGUCCGGUUUGUAAACGUCACUUCAGAACGCCGAGGAAGUUACUGGAGCACAUGAAGUCCUCCGAACACAAGGAGCAGGUGCACCUGGAGGAGGCUCAGGAGGAGGAGCUGAUCACUGUACGUUAG